This is a messenger RNA of Thyridium curvatum, 1671 nucleotides long. RefSeq lists its product as uncharacterized. The coding region runs from base 1 to 1671 and encodes 556 amino acids. Gene Ontology annotation, biological process: transmembrane transport. The record is from RefSeq and is a predicted model, not a curated record. Lineage: Eukaryota; Fungi; Ascomycota; Sordariomycetes; Thyridiales; Thyridiaceae. The transcript is spliced from 6 exons. Gene Ontology annotation, molecular function: transmembrane transporter activity.
AUGCCGUUGGGAAUUAUCGACGUGACGCAUCAUGAGAGGUUGGCGGGGACGGAGAUGCUCAUCGGCGGCGACCGACCGAGCGUUGUCCAAGAUCUCGACCUUGAUACCAGCCAGCUCAAAACCGUGAUGCAUAGGGGUGUCGAGACAAUCCUGAUUCCGCAGCCUUCCGAAGAUGAUCCUAACGACCCUCUGCUCUGGCCAAGAUGGAAGAAAGAGACGGCAUUCUUCGUCUUGUUCGUCAACACCAUCAUCUUCGCAACUUUACCUGGUCCGGUAAUGGCACCCGCAACAUUUGCUCUGGCCGGCAUCUUGAACGUCCCCCUGACCAAGAUUGCCGUCUUGUCUGGCUAUCAGUUGCUCAUCGUCGCGGCCCUAGGCCCGUUCGUCUCGGUGCUAGCGCAGAAAUACGGCAAACGUCCGCAGUUCCUCUUCGCCUGCGCCACCGGCACCCUCGGCACCAUCAUCUGCAUGGUCGGGUCGAACCAGACAAAGUACGACACGCUGCUCGCCGGCCGCAUCGUGCAGGGCCUGGGGGUCACGGCGUGGGAGAGCCUGUCGCUGGCCGCGCUGGGGGACAUCUUCUACCUGCACGAGCGAGGGCUGCGGACCGCCAUCCUGGUGGCGACGCUGGCUUGCAUGGCCUCUCUGGUGGCCAUCAUCGGAGCGGUCAUGACCGAGCGCGUGGGGUGGCGGUACAUGUUCACCGCGUCCCUCCCCUUCGACAUCGCCGGCCUGCUGGCGACCAUGUUCCUCCUGCCAGAGACCCAAUACCUGCGCUCUUCCACCAUAGCGCGGCGUGCAGCUAGCCUCGCAGGCGUCUCAAAGGACCAGGAGAAGUCGGUGGAGAUGGACGAGGGCCAGCACCAGAAUGCAGAGGCCGCGAACCCGCGGGAUGCCCCUCCCCGGAAGACGUACCUGCAGAGCCUGGCCCCGUACUCGGGCACGGUCUACACCUCCAAGAACAUCCUCCACCUGCUGAGCGAGAUCUUCAUCCACCUCUCCAACCCGGCCGUCAUCUGGAUCCUGCUCGUCUCGGGCGUCCUCAUCUCCCUCUACGUCGUGACCGCCUACAUCACCUCCCAGAUCUGGUCCGUGCCGCCCUACAACCUCGGCGUCGCCGCCAACGGCUACUUCUACACGGGCGGCCUGGUCGGCGGCCUCUGCGCCAUCAUGGCCGGCCCCAUGUGCGACUGGUCGGCGCGGCAGCUGGCCAAGCGCAACGGCGGGCUCUUCGAGGCCGAGUUCCGCAUCCCCGUCAACAUUCUCGGCGUCGUCUUCGCGGCCCUGGGCUGGUUCCUGUUCAUGUGGGACGUGGAACACCCGCGCCCGGACGGGUACUACCUCGGGGCGUUCUGCCACGGCGCAAUCUGCUUUGCCAUCUCGGUCCCGUCGACGUCGGCGGGCCUGUACAUUCUUGACUCCUUCCCCAAACAGUCGACAGAGGUCUUUGUUCUCCAGAUGAUGCUCAAGAACUUCCUGUUCUACGGCUUUUCCACCUUCAUCAACACCUGGGCUGGACAGAAAGGAGCAGGCACUGUCUUCCGUACCUUCGGCAUUGUCUCUCUCUGUCUUCUUGCAACCUGCAUUCCUAUGUAUAUCUUUGGCAAGCUCAAUCGCAAGCUUAUGCACGAUGUACACCGUCGAUUUUGGAUCUUCAAGGCCCUAGCUUGA